AUGGUGUUUGAACUGGAAGCUGAUGGUCCUCUUUGCACCUCUGCAUUGUCAUGUGAUCAUACCAAGAAGCUAUUGCCAAAGGAAUGUACACAAGUUUAUUUUCAGAAACAAAUACAGAGCCUUGGACUCAGUGGUCUUUUGGACCCAUAUAGAAAGAAGGUCUGGGAAUAUAGAGGUGGCAGUGAGGAGCUUGAAAUAUGUGAUUAUGAAAAUUAUCUGCUGGCAAAACACAUCUGCUUCAUUUCUGAAAAGAAUAAAGAAGUUGUAGCCAUUUCUCAGAGAACUCUGUCUGGGUCACUCUUAUUUUUACAGUUGAAGGCUUCUCUAGGAAAUAUUAUACAACAAGUUUUGAAAUGGAACUCAGUCCUACAGAGAAAUACAGAAACAUUAAACAGUGACAUUUGGGCAAAUAAACCCACUUCCACAAAAUAUGUAUCAAAUAGUACGGUAUUAGACAGUACUUCAAAACUUUAUGAACAAGGGAGAUUUUGGAAAAGAGAAAAAAUUACUAAAUAUCAUCAAUGUGAAAGGUAUUUCUCUAAACAUUUAUUACAGCCUCUUCAACAGUUAAAUCUACUUAUUGACAAGUUCUGCUAUUUAGAUCAACAUAAGAAAAUGCCCAUGUAUGCAGUGAAACUUGGAACAUAUCAUGUGGGAGGUCCUUGUGGAAACUCAAACAGAUUAACUAAUACUAACAUAGUCUGUAUUAAGAGCCCUCUUCUGAAAUAUUACCAAAACAGUCAACAUGGAGGAAUUUUAUACCAAUGCAAUAUCAUAUUACAUGAUUGUCUUCAUGAAUCCUUUCCAGGCAAAAAUGGGAAAAGUAUAUGCAUUCCAGAAAAUCUUUACAACCAUAGUAGUAGACAGGCUAUCUCUAAUCACUGUUCUCAGUCAUCUUUGCAAGAGCAGGACCAUACAACAGAGAAACUUCAUACAAAUGACUGGAAGGAUGACCUUUUAAAUAAAUCCUUAAUUCUUCAGGUUUAUAAUGGAACAUGGACUAAAGGAGAUGCCAAUGGAUACACAUGUGAUACCUACAGGAAUGCCUUAAUUGAAUCAUCAUACUUAGAGAGAAAGAAUAUGAAACAUAUUAUAAAGCAACAUUUCCAGACCCCAGGAUAUGAUAAGGCCUUGAAUUUCAAUUCAAAUAUCAUUCAAUAUAAUUCAAGGCAUAAUAGAGAAAGAACUCAGAAAGCCAAAGUUCCUAUGUAUGGUUAUUCCAAUGUUUCAAAUCUCUUGGCACAUUCAAAUUUAUCGGAAGAAGAAAAACACUCAAAAUUUGACACACUAGAGAAAUAUUGCAGUAAACCCCCAGGCCUUAUGAUAUUUCAAACUAGAGGGAAAUCAUGGAAAUGUGUGCAAUGUGGCAACUUCUUUGCUCAGUAUUCAGUUCCUCAAAGCCCUCAUGGAAUUUGUACUCUAAAGAAACCUUAUAGUUGUGAGGAAUGUUGGAAAUCAUGUACUUGGUCAUCAAAACUUCAAGCUCACCACAGAAUACACACUAAACAGGAGCUUCAUAAAUCUAAUAAGUGUGGGAAAUCAUUUACCAAGUCAUCAACUCCUCUAGCUCAACAAAGGAUCCAUACAGUGGACAAACCUUACAAAUGUAAUGAAUGUGGUAAACAUUUUACCUCUUCUUCAAAUCUUCACAUGCAUAAGAGAAUCCACACAGGAGACAAACCUUACAAAUGUGAUAACUGUGGUAAGAGCUUUAUACAGUCCUCACAUCUUAAAAAUCACUACAGAGUCCACACAGGAGACAAACCUUACAAAUGUGAUAACUGUGGUAAGAGCUUUAUACAGUCCUCACAUCUUAAAAAUCACUACAGAAUCCACACAGGAGACAAACCUUACAAGUGUGAUGAAUGUGGGAAAUCCUUUACCCGGUCCUCAGGUCUUAAAGUUCACCACAGAAUCCAUACUGGAGACAAAAGUUACAAAUGUGUUAUCUGUGGGAAAAGCUUUAUAAAUUCUUUACAUCUUAAAAGGCAUUACAGAAUCCACACAGGAGAUAAGCCUUACAAAUGUGAUACCUGUGGGAAAAACUUUAUGCAGUCCUCACAUCUAAAAAGUCACUACAGAAUCCAUACUGGAGACAAACCUUAUAAGUGCAAUGAAUGUGGGAAAUCCUUUACCCAGUCCUCAAGUCUUAAAGUUCACCACAGAAUCCAUACUGGAGACAAACCUUACAAAUGUAAUGAAUGUGGGAAAUCUUUUAUCCAGUCCUCAGAUCUUAAAGUUCACCACAGAAUCCAUACUGGAGACAAAAGUUACAAAUGUGAUACCUGUGGGAAAAGCUUUAUAAAAUCUUCACAUCUUAAAAGUCACUACAGAAUCCACACAGGAGACAAACCUUACAAGUGUAAUGAAUGUGGGAAAUCUUUUACCCAUUCCUCAAGUCUUAAAGUUCACCACAGUAUCCAUACAGGAAACAAACCUUACAAAUGUAAUGAAUGUGGGAAAAGAUUUAUACAGUCCUCAGGUCUUAAAAAACAUUACAGAAUCCACAGUGGAGACAAACCUUACAAGUGUAAUGAAUGUGAGAAAUCCUUUACCCAUUCUUCAUAUCUUCAAGUUCAUCACAGAAUCCACACAGGGGACAAACCUUACAAGUGUAAUGAAUGUGGUAAAUAUUUUACCUUUUCUUCAAGCCUUAAAGUUCACCACAGACGUCAUACUGUAGAUGAAGCUUAUAAAUGUAAUUAGUGUGGAAAACUAUGUACACUGUCCUUAAAACUUCAAGCCCACUAUGAAAUACAAACUGAACACGAACCUUAAUAAUCUAAUAAUUGUGGUAAACCAUUUAUAUGGUCAUCAUUUAUCCAUCUUCUAGCUCACCAGAGAACCUAUACAGGAGACAAACCUACAAAUGAAUGUGAGAAAAGCUUUAUAGAGUCCUCAGAUCUUAAAAAUCACUAUAGAAUCCACACAGGAGGCAAACCUUGCCAAGGUAAUGAAUGUUGCAUGAAUUUCACCUGA
Arvicanthis niloticus (Nile rat) is the source of this 2979-nucleotide messenger RNA. The record is from RefSeq and is a predicted model, not a curated record. Lineage: Eukaryota; Metazoa; Chordata; Mammalia; Rodentia; Muridae.